Molecule: messenger RNA, 720 nt
Organism: Closterium sp. Naga37s-1
Lineage: Eukaryota; Viridiplantae; Streptophyta; Zygnematophyceae; Desmidiales; Closteriaceae
Source: the annotation of a GenBank genome assembly
AUGGAUGAAACACGUGGCUCGCGAACCGCGUUACGGUGGACCAUAGGCCACGUGGCUUCAGAGGGCGAAGACACCGUGGUGCUGCUGUGCGUACAGGACCCGUCCGUGCAGCCAGUGGCUGUGACUCCUCAGCUCCUCGACAGUCUCAUGGAACGCUCACGGCAGAUGUGCCAGGAGACGGACAAGCAGGCGGGGCACUUAGCAGUAGCAUAUGCAGCUCACUUCACCAACUUGAAACCCGAACCCUUUCCCCCCCUCCUCUCUCCCCCCCGUUGUCCCCCCUUCGCCCAUUUCCUCUUCCCCUCCUAUUCUCCAUCCGCUCAUCCUCUUUCCUCCCCUCCCUCAAUACCUUCUAUGCAUUGCUGCACUUAUGCCCCCCCCCUUGCCGCUUUUGCACCUCUCUUCGUUGCCUUCAGCUUCCCUGAAAUCUGCCCAUCCCCAAUCCACCCCCCUGUUCACCUUCCACCCCCACAUCCCCAACUAUAUCCCUAUCCAUCCACCCCCAAAUUGACCCCCCUAUCGUAUAUCUUCCUAUCCACCCUUCCCCCAACACCCCUUUCUCUCCGACCCCUUUUCCCCCCCCAGCAUGUUGACAGGCAGCCGGGGCAACUACUGUGCAGUGUGUGCGCCGUGCCCGGUGCUGGUGGUGCGCAUGGCGCCAGAGGAGGAGCAGAUGCGCCUGCAGUGCAACCGCCCGCGCCGCAUCGCGAUAGGGCUUGA